Molecule: messenger RNA, 297 nt
Organism: Gopherus evgoodei (Goodes thornscrub tortoise)
Lineage: Eukaryota; Metazoa; Chordata; Testudines; Testudinidae
Source: the annotation of a RefSeq genome assembly
AUGACACCAACACAUUUCAGCUACUACUCUGCCUUUAUCAUCAGCAUUACAGGCCUCUCACUACAUCGAACCCACCUAAUCUCAACUUUAUUAUGUCUUGAGGGGAUAAUAUUAUCCCUAUUCGUUGCCUUAUCCAUAUGACCAAUUCAACUACAAACCUCAUCAUUCAUGCUCAUACCAAUACUAAUACUAUCCUUCUCAGCCUGCGAAGCCGGCAUGGGCCUAUCACUAUUAGUAGCAUCCUCACGAACUCAUGGAUCAGACCGUCUGCAAAACCUAAAUUUAUUACAAUGCUAA